Messenger RNA from Sporothrix brasiliensis 5110, 2352 nucleotides. RefSeq names its product C6 finger domain protein. Bases 1 to 2352 code for a protein of 783 amino acids. The record is from RefSeq and is a predicted model, not a curated record. Gene Ontology annotation, biological process: regulation of DNA-templated transcription. Gene Ontology annotation, molecular function: zinc ion binding; DNA-binding transcription factor activity, RNA polymerase II-specific. Lineage: Eukaryota; Fungi; Ascomycota; Sordariomycetes; Ophiostomatales; Ophiostomataceae. The transcript is spliced from 2 exons.
AUGACGACGGCACUUCCUCAGGGCUUUUCUUCCAUUUCAUCGUCUUCAUCCUCCUCCUCCACCGUCAUCCCCUCGCACAUUAACACCAGCACACUGAACAGCCUUGGCGACAGCGGCGGCUUCGUCCUGGACAUUCCUUCGCCUGGCAGCAGCGGCGGCGGCGGCAGCCGUGGUGAUCUGAGGUCGCCGACAGCAGGUAUCAAAUCGCAGCGCACUCCAAGCUUCGGCCGUGACGGCAUCCUUGGCUCUGCCCAAAAAGCACGCAACAUGUCGACACAAUCAUCAGGGUCAGACACAAUUCUGGGUGGCGGCAACAACAACAGCGGCAACAACAGCAGCAUUGCCAACAAUAGCAACAGCAAAUCAACCGGAGCUGGAUCGGUCGACGUCAAGCCCAACGGCGCCGCUCUGAUGGCCAACGAUCCUAGCGACGACGGCAUCAACCCGCUGAAACGGCGCAACACAGAAACUGGCGGCGGCGUCGACUACCCACGACGGCGAGCGACGAUUGCGUGUGAGGUUUGUCGUUCGCGCAAGUCGCGGUGCGAUGGCACCAAGCCAAAAUGCAAACUCUGCACAGAGCUCGGCGCCGACUGCAUCUACAGAGAGCCCGGCAUCAAGCUCGAUGCCGGCGACAAAUUGAUCCUCGAGCGCUUGAACCGCAUCGAGGGCCUUCUGCAGAUGAACCUGGCCGCCGGCCACAGCAAUGGACUUUCUCUCGCUGCAGCGGCUGCGCAACACUCGCAGGACUCUCCGUCCAGUCUCAGCAAUGGCGGGGCAGUGGGCGGUGGCAGUAGCAGUGUUGGCGCAAACGGUGGUCUGGGCAGCCUGGGCGGCACAGGCGGGGCCCCAGACGGCGGAACCAACAUGUGGUCUGAGGCGACGGCUGCUGCGGCCGCUGCAGCGGCCGCCAGCGGCUUUGUAUCGGUCAUCCCCGCCGGCGGCAUCGGCACUUGGACGAGCGCAACCAACAUCUCGACCAUGCCGAAAGUGCACACCAACGCAGCCUUGCAUCUGCUGCAGUGGCCCUUGAUUCGGGAUCUCGUAUCACGGCCCUACGACCCGCAAAUCAUGUUGCAGCUCGAGAUGGCACGCCAGCCUCUGCACUCGCUCACCAAGACGCCCUGCGUUGAUUUGUCAAACACCGCUGCCUAUAUCGAGGCCUACUUUGAGCGCGUCAAUAUGUGGUAUGCCUGCGUCAACCCCUACACGUGGCGUAGCCACUACCGCAGUGCCCUCUCCAACGGCUUCCGAGAGGGCCCCGAGAGCUGCAUCGUACUACUGGUUCUGUCACUUGGUGAAGCCAGCCUGCGCGGCAGCAUCUCGCGCAUUGUGCCACACGAGGACCCGCCUGGGCUGCAGUAUUUCACGGCCGCCUGGGCUCUUCUUCCUGGCAUGAUGACAUCCAACAGCGUGCUGGCCGCACAAUGCCAUCUACUGGCUGCAGCCUACCUAUUCUAUCUUGUGCGGCCGCUGGAGGCCUGGAACUUGCUCUGCACAACGAGCACCAAGCUGCAACUGCUGCUCAUGUCGCCGAACCGCGUGCCGCCCGAGCAGCGCGAGCUCACCGAGCGCAUCUACUGGAACGCACUGCUGUUUGAAAGCGACCUGCUAGCCGAGAUGGACCUGCCGCACUCGGGUGUGGUGCAGUUUGAGGAGAACGUCGGCUUGCCGUGCGGCUUUGAAGGCGACGAGCAACAGGCCGUCGGCCGGGACGAUCUCUGGUACUUUUUGGCCGAGAUUGCUCUUCGGCGUCUCCUCAACCGUGUCAGCCAGCUGAUUUACUCAAAAGACUCCAUGGCCUCGACCACCAGUCUCGAGCCCGUCGUCGCCGAGCUCGAUUACCAGCUGACGCAAUGGUACGAGAGCCUGCCCAGCCCGCUGCAGUUCCCCUUUACGCGCACAAUACUUGCCGAUCCGGUGCAGACCGUCCUGCGCCUGCGCUUCUUUGCCUGUCGCACCAUCAUCUACCGUCCUUACAUUCUUGCCGUCCUCGACAACGAGCAGGCCGUUCUUGACCCAGCCGUGCGCGGCGCUUGCCAUAAGUGUCUCGAAGCGUCGGUGCGCCAGCUCGAGCACAUCUCCGCCCACCACGCGGGCCACAUGCCGUACCUGUGGCAGGGUGCACUCUCAAUUGUGUCUCAGACACUGCUCGUCAUGGGCGCAUCCAUGUCGCCCUCACUCUCCAACAUACUACUCACCAUUGUGCCGCACCGCGACGUCCUUGACCAAAUCAUUACCGACGUCGUCGUCGAGAUUGAGCGGUACGCAGGCCUGGCGCCCAGCUUGGCUCUGGCGGCCGAGAUCAUUCGCGAGGCUGAGGUGCGCCGGCGGGCCUUCCUGAGCGGGUGA